AUGCUUUCUGACGACGAGGACACCUUGCCCAUAGCUUUGCAAGCUGCCAUGCGCCGCAGGCAAGCUGAGGACAGCCAGCACGGAGACAAGCCAACGUCAAAGCGAGCCCGCCAAGUGCAUAAGAAACCAGCUGCUUCCAAGCCGAGGGCAGCCCCACGAGUUUCAAAGCCUUUGGAGCCUGCAGCCCCCGAGCACUUGGAGGUGAUCCAGCUCUUGAAGGGCUAUGGGUCUGAGACCGGGCAUAACAAGCUUUCAUGCGUUCUGCCACAUGAAGGCAUUCGCGUUGGAAGUGGAUGCAGCGGAUGGGGCAGCGAAAUGUUCGCCCUAGCCGCGCUGGGCGUUAAGUAUGAUGUCAGCUGGAAGAUGCUCAACGCCCGGCUGCACGGCGGGCUGCCACAGAACCGGGUCAGGAUUUUUAUCUGCGGCACUUUGCGCAAACGACGAACACAAGACAUGCUUUGGCCAGAUGAGGUACCCAUGAAGCCUUUGAGCCACAUCAUAGAGCGUGGACUCCCACCAGUGCAGGUGACGAAGCUGUCUUCAGGGUACCUCCGUCAAUUGGCUGAGGCGAAAGCAGCUAUUCUGCAGAAGAGCCCUCAAGCCUUGAAAGAAUCGGAGAUCAUCAUUGACCUUGGCAACUCGGCCAGUCGAGGCCCAACUUGGGCAGUGGACUACGCACCUUGCCUGACGAGGACCAGAGGAAAGGGCAAUGGAUUCUGGGUUCUCAGUCAGCAUCGCUGGCUGACGAUGAAUGAGAAGCUUCGACUGAUGGGCCUCUCGCCAGCUCAAAUCCCACAGGGUGUUGUGAGUGAAAGCACUUUGGGAGCGAUAGCUGGCAAUGCAGUGCCGAUUGGCUUGUUGGUGCCUGUGCUGCGGGCUUUGCUGCAAACAGCGCGCUAA
Molecule: messenger RNA, 900 nt
Organism: Durusdinium trenchii
Lineage: Eukaryota; Dinophyceae; Suessiales; Symbiodiniaceae
Source: the annotation of a GenBank genome assembly